AUGGCGCCGCCCUCAGCCCGUACCCAUAGUCCCCGCUCUCGGAGGAGGAAAGUGGUUUAUGCAAAGGCAAACCCUCCUUCACUUUCUGCACGUCUUAGGGCCCAAUCGCCCUACCAACGAAAGAUUUCCGCCGACGCUGCUGCAGUCGGCUCAGAGCACCCCGCACCGAAGAGCCCUGCGUAUCCGAAGGAGAUUGGGAGAGAGAUGGAGUCGCGCAUCGUACAGGUCGCUUUCGACAAGAUGUUGUCCUACGUACCUGGCGACGACAUGACCGAAACACAGGCGAAAAGAGUCAGUUCCUACAGUGGCCUCGAAAUAGACCUAUCCACUGCUAGUCCCAAGACUAAGGAGACCCUACCCAAGCGAAGCGUACAACAGACACCUAGCACUUCCACCGGCGCUGGAACCCCUUGUCCUCCGUCUGACGCGCCCACCAAUGACACAAACGAGGAGGAAACCAAGAGACAGGUCAAAGAAAUACGACGAAUAGAAAAGGGAAUGUACCAGGUGCUGACAAACGCUGGCAACGACAUCGCGACUCUCGCCAAGUCCAAAGUUGUGUUCAAGAUCGUGGCGGACGUGCCAGAGUCCGGUGACGUAGACAUGCGUCCAGACGUAGCCUCGUAUUAUUCGGGAACCGGCCACAAGCUCUCGACUCAGGCAUAUAAGCACAAGACGUCCGGCAAGUCUACUGAUGUCGCCCGCUGUGCUUGGGCAUGGAUGCUAUCCUUUAUCGAAGUCAAACCGACCAGCAAGGAGGCUGGUUUUUGGUUUCCUCCGGAUCAUUCGCCAUGGACUGGCCCCAGUAUGCCCCUGCUUGUAGAUGACGAAAAGGCUCUGGGAUCUCGCGCUCAGUUUUUCAAAUACGCCACUGAACUCAUGGUGCGGCAGCAUAGAACCCACCUCUUUGCUGUCUACGUUGCUGGCUCUUGGGCCCGUCUAUUCCGAUUCGAUCGUGCGGGUUGUAUUGUGACCGAACCCAUCAGCCUUCUCCACGACGGAUUAUCUUUCCAGAAUUUUCAUUUCCGUCUCCUUCGAAGCUCGCGAGAGGUCCAAGGCUAUGAUACGACCGUCAAGCUGGCUAACUCCGCUGACAUAAAGAUCCUCAAGGCCAACGAGCCCGAUAACGAACAUCUCAAGAAGCACUGGCAGACCUUGACGAACGAAGAGAACUAUCGUCGUUAUCCCGUUUACAAGGUCGAAUGUCCGAUGGUCUCUCUGCAUGAUUCAGGCAGCGACUCGGGUUCCUCAGUCGAUGUCGACCGGCCCUCGCUCACAGGGCCUUAUCUCAUUGGAAAGUCCAUCUCUUCACAUUAUUCGCCUACCGGCCGAUGUACUCGCGGAUUCAUCGCCUUCGACCUCGGGAGUCGUCGCAUGGUCUUCUUCAAGGACCAAUGGCGUUCCGUAUUGCGGCCGCGGACUGAGUUGGACGCGUACAGAAGGCUUCACAGGCACCAUGUACGGCACAUCGCUACUCCCAUCGCCGGCGGAGACGUAGAGCAGUAUACGCUGACGCAAGAGCUGAUUUUCUCUCUGCCAAAGCGAGUCCACACGCGCUUCGUAACGAAGGAGGUCGGCAGGCCUCUAGAGGACUAUGAUAACGCUAUCCACCUCCUCGAAGUGGUUGGGAUGGCCUUGUUAGCCCAUAAGGAGGCAUGGGAGAAGGCGGAGAUUCUUCAUCGCGACGUGAGCGUCGGGAACAUAAUGAUCGGAAUCGAGAGAGGCACGGCGUUCCUAAACGAUUGGGAUCUCUGCAAGUACAAAGAAGACCUCACGAAGCCGGCGUCCGACCUGGCUGGUAUUUCGGGAACGUGGCCGUUCAAGUCCGCAAUGGCCCUCGGCUACCCCCUGAAGCCCCCAGAAGUUGCUGACGACCUUGAGUCCUUCAUUUACGUCAUCUUGUUCAUGGCCUUCCGCUUCCACCUCCACGACUUGUCACCCCAGGACGUGCGGGUAACGGAUUCGCUGCAGGCUCAGCGGGAGGCGAACGCUAAGAACGAUAACCUCGCCACUACGAUCCACCAUUUCUUCUACUACGAAGAGAAAUGCCAGGGCGGCUACUACCGCGGCGGUCAGAUGAAGAAAUUCGCGAUUGUCUCCGGCACAUUGCCCAUUCAGCUCGCCCCAAAUAAGGACGGCAGCCCGAUGCUGCUGACUGUGUUUCUACAACGGGCGUACGAUAUCCUUCAGCGUCAUUACUGCAUGACCAACCUCAAGAAGAUGGAGCAGUUCGCGGUGAAGGUGCUCGACCAAGCCAAGGCCGAGGAACAGCGUGCGGAGAUGGAUAAAGCCAUGGCUCUUCGGCGCAGAAAAGAGAAAAAGAACCCUGCAGAAGAUGAGCCAGAGGAGCCUGAUGAUUGGAUGGAUCUGAUCAACGAAGACAGCGACUCCUCCUCCGACGAUUUGUCUAUCUCCACUAACCUUACUGACUCCAAUGCUGAGUACGCGGGAGACGAAGAUCUCAAGAGACCGCUCGACACGCACACAAAAAUAUGGAAGCUGUUCAAGGGCAUGUUCAGAGAUAAGACGCGCAAUCGGGCGCUGCCGUCUGUAAAGAACGCAGGAUCCGACGUCGCCAAGUUCAUCGAUCAGUUCAGCGGCCAGCCCGUCUUGACGCUGCAGGAGCGGCGGAAUCCUACGGGGCAAACGAAGAGCUCGAAGUCGAAGUCAAAGACGACCAGUUCGACUCCUGUGGAGGCGGGCGACGUUUCCACUCCUGUACCGAGCGGGAGCGGUCACCCUCCAGAAGCUGCGUCGGCUGUUCCAUCUGCAUCAUCGCGCCCCAUACGCAGCGUUCGCAAGAAGGUGCAGAUCAGCGACGAGACGGAGGUCAUCCUUGCUCCCAAGGCCCCAGAAGUCGUUCGCCGCCAACCGUCCCUCAGGAGGUCCACACGUCGGCGUCUGCCCGUCAUAUCCGAGGAGCCCCCUCCCAUCGCGGGUGCGAAGCGCAAACAGCGCGUGCAGGACGAGGGUGUCGCGCGGAAUAGCAUCAGCCCGGAACGUCGAACUGCUGUUCGCUCGAGGAGGGAAAAGGCGAGUGGCGCGACGGCCCACAAGACAGCUGCAAAGCCCGCUGCGUCUGUUGCGAUGCACUCCAAGCCGGUCGUCGCGGCCGCUGCGCCUGUGGACAAAUCUCAGCCGCUCAAAAAUGCCAGAAGCUCUCGUGUAACACGAAAGGCCGCUGAACCCAGUCCUCCAAGCCCGAGGAAAGCGGCGACCUGUCGCAGGAUAGCAGAAGCACGGAAAUCUCCAGCGAUGCAGAAGCCACCCAGCCCAGUCGCAAAGGCGAGGCGAUCUUCUCGGUUGGCUAAGAAAAGUUGA
Molecule: messenger RNA, 3321 nt
Organism: Phanerochaete carnosa HHB-10118-sp
Lineage: Eukaryota; Fungi; Basidiomycota; Agaricomycetes; Polyporales; Phanerochaetaceae
Exons: 5
Coding region: 1-3321 (1106 amino acids)
Biological process (GO): protein phosphorylation
Molecular function (GO): protein kinase activity
Source: RefSeq, a predicted model, not a curated record